AUGCCAAAGAAAGGUUCGCCAGGCUAUGUUCCUAAAAACAAGUUCACACCAGAGGAAGAUGAUGAGCUUAAUGAAAUUAUCGAGCAUUAUGGUACUAGUGAUUGGGAAAUUGUAGCAUCUCACAUGAAGAAGCGAACAGCCCGACAAUGCAGAGAACGCUGGGUAAAUUAUCUAGCUCCUGAGCUUAGUAACCAGCCAUGGACCGCCGAAGAAGAUAAGCUUCUUGAUGAACUUUAUAACGAUAUUGGUUCUAGAUGGCAUAAGAUUGCACAAUACUUUCAUAACAGAUCUGGAAACUGUAUCAGAAAUAGGUUUAAACUUAGACAAAGACGUGAACAACGACUUCAAAGGAAACAAUUGAAACAACAGACAAAACAAGAAACACCUGCCCCUGAAGUCGUACCGGAAGUUAAAAUGAUUAACUUAGAAUCAUUUAAAACUGAUGAUACAAUAAUGGAUUUAUUCCCAUUAGAUAAAACAAAAUUCGAAGAUUGGUUUAUUGAUGUUUGA
Messenger RNA from Trichomonas vaginalis G3, 510 nucleotides. Its product is annotated as RNA polymerase II transcription regulator recruiting protein. Gene Ontology annotation, molecular function: DNA-binding transcription factor activity, RNA polymerase II-specific; RNA polymerase II cis-regulatory region sequence-specific DNA binding. The transcript has a single exon. The record is from RefSeq and is a predicted model, not a curated record. Gene Ontology annotation, biological process: regulation of DNA-templated transcription. Gene Ontology annotation, cellular component: nucleus. The coding region runs from base 1 to 510 and encodes 169 amino acids. NCBI's taxonomy places the organism in Eukaryota, Parabasalia, Trichomonadida, Trichomonadidae.